GAAACCCCACCCAAAUUACUUCAUAAUCCCUCCUCCAACAACUUCUCCAGUUUAUCACACUUUCUCCAAUCCUUUCAACACUUCUGCAAUUCAAGAAGUUAAUUAGAAAUAAUAAUAAAAUAAUAUCUUCUCAAGAGCUAUUGGAACAACUUACCUCCAAAAUCAUGGCAAAUCACUCCGUUAUUCGUAUUGCGAAGGAGUUGGCAGACAUUCAGAGAGGUCCAGAUCUAUCUCUCGCAGUUGCUUGUCGAGAUAUCGACGUUCGAAGCGUGAAAGCAAUCAUAAUCGGUCCCCCAGAUACACCUUACGAAUUUGGUUUCUUCGAUUUCGGCGUUAGAUUUGGAAAAGAUUAUCCCACAAAAGCACCUAGUGUUAUUGCGACAACUACGAAUGGAGGAAGAUGUCGUUUCAAUCCAAACAUUUAUGCGACGGGCAAAGUUUGUUUAUCAAUUUUAGGUACCUGGCGAGGUGAAAGAGGAGAAGAGUGGUCAUCGGCACAGGGACUUGAGUCAAUCUUAAUAUCAAUUCAGAGUUUAAUGUCGAGCAACCCCUACGAGAAUGAACCUGGUUUCGAAACGGCGAAUGAUGAUCAUGACAGGAAAAAUCAAAAAGAUUAUGCUGCAAAGAUUCGUCAUGAAACUCUACGAAUUUCAGUCAUUCAACGUCUUGAGGAAUACUUGAACAUCUCCUCAACAGGUGCACCUCCACCAUACACACCACCAAGCGAGGAUAGCGACAGCGACUUAGAUCGAGACGUACUUGACGAUUCUGCCGUUGCAUUCGAACCCUUCAAAGAUUUUUGCAAGCGCAGAUUCUUGUGGUACUAUGAUUCGUAUUUGAUGGCUGUAGAGAAGGCAAGAAAAGAGGUUAAAGAUCUUCAACCUUUUGCUCGAAUGCCCUUUGAGGGUGGCGGAAAUACUAUGGAGGGAAAGUUCGACUACACUGAACUUGAGAGACGAUUGAGAUUCAUUCGUGCCAGUUUGGAUGCUGAGACGGCUCAUUGGGCUACCGAAGGACUGUUAUCACAGAAGAAGGAAAGUGGCGUGGCAGCAAAUCUUCAACGCCAAUUCGAACAAGUGGUUGAAGCAUACAAGAGGGAUAAGUCCGUAACUCUGGACGUUGAACUGGACAAUAAGAAUCCUUUCGUAUGGAACAUUACCUAUUUCGGUCGUCCCAUGACCAAUCUAGAUGGCGGAUUGUUCAAUAUUAAGCUUUACUUCAGCCCAAGAUUUCCAGAAGAGCAACCAAGAGCCAAAUUUCAGACACCUUUAUUUCAUCACCGGAUUGGACUUGAUGGAACACCUUGCUAUACUUCCAAACGUCCUGAUGAUGCAAAAUCUCAUAUCGAGUCUAUCAUUGAAGCUUUGGAGGAAGUUUCACCGCCAUACGAUCCACGAACAUUGGUGAAUGUGGAAGCUUCCAAACUCUUCUGGGGAUCAGUGGAUGAUAAGAAGAAUUAUAAUCGAAAACUUCGGAGGUCGGUCCAAAGUAGCAUGGAGUAAGUUUGUUUUUGAACCAGACUUUAAUGCCGUACACUAUUUCGAACUCUUUUUAAAUUUCCGGAUGUCAAAUUGUCUUUUUUUUUUAUUAAAUUUCAUAUCACGGCCUCUUUUAUACAUUGCAACGAACCUAUCGGAAUUCGGCUGCCUAAAUAUUGGCUUGGACAAAUCAUGGCGUAAUUUAGCGGGAGUUUCCUUCAUCAUGUUCUCUAUAUGCUGGCUGGUCCCAGAGGGUUUAUCUUCAAAUCAAGAGGCCUACUUCGACUUCUAAUAGUGAGUUUGGCUAAUCGAAUUGAGCUGGGUUGGUAUGGCUGGGAUUCGAAGAUAUGGUAUGGUAUGGAUUGGGGGGUUUAUGAUAUCCGUGUAUUGAUUCGGGAUUGGCGUUAUGAAAAAAUAUUGGUUGGGCAAUGGGGGGAAGGGAAGGGCUGGGUUGCUAUGGGAUAUGAUGGAUUGUCUUAUCUGGCUUUUUCUUUUCUUUGCUGUUCCUCGAAGAGAUGAUGGGGUUACUUGAAUCAUGGUCGGAUUGUAAUAAUGCUGCAAAUAUAAAAGGAGAACAAUAAGCGAGAUGUCAGAAGAGAUUGAAAACGGAGUCAACAGAAACAGAUAUUAGUAAGAGAGCAUAAGAGACAAUAGGACACGAGGUUAAAUAGUUGAGGUUCCA
This is a messenger RNA of Botrytis cinerea B05.10, 2160 nucleotides long. RefSeq lists its product as hypothetical. NCBI's taxonomy places the organism in Eukaryota, Fungi, Ascomycota, Leotiomycetes, Helotiales, Sclerotiniaceae. The coding region runs from base 165 to 1502 and encodes 445 amino acids. The transcript has 8 exons. The record is from RefSeq and is a predicted model, not a curated record.